This is a messenger RNA of Egretta garzetta (little egret), 9650 nucleotides long. It is a transcript of the gene VAPB, whose product is annotated as VAMP associated protein B and C. The record is from RefSeq and is a predicted model, not a curated record. Gene Ontology annotation, cellular component: plasma membrane; endoplasmic reticulum membrane. The annotation marks the transcript as partial. NCBI's taxonomy places the organism in Eukaryota, Metazoa, Chordata, Aves, Pelecaniformes, Ardeidae. Gene Ontology annotation, biological process: endoplasmic reticulum membrane organization. Gene Ontology annotation, molecular function: FFAT motif binding. The transcript is spliced from 7 exons.
CAUGUCACUUUGCUUCAAGGGCUCUUUCAGCUGAGGAUAGGUCCUUUCACAGAUGUUGUCACUACAAACCUGAAACUCGGCAAUCCUACAGACAGAAAUGUGUGCUUCAAAGUUAAGACCACAGCACCACGUAGAUACUGUGUAAGGCCUAACAGUGGAAUUAUCGAUGCAGGAACAUCAAUUAAUGUUUCUGUGAUGCUACAGCCUUUUGACUAUGACCCUAAUGAGAAAAGUAAACACAAGUUUAUGGUUCAGUCUAUGUUUGCUCCAGCUGAUACUUCAGAUAUGGAAGCAGUAUGGAAAGAAGCAAAACCAGAAGAGCUCAUGGAUUCGAAACUUAGGUGUGUGUUUGAGCUACCAGCGGAAAAUGAUAAGCCUCAUGACAUAGAAAUAAAUAAAAUUGUAUCCACAACUGCAACAAAGACAGAUUCCUCUGUAAUGUCUAAAUCAAUAAGUUCUUCUUUGGAUGACACUGAAGUUAAGAAAGUAAUGGAAGACUAUAAGAGGCUUCAAGUAGAAGUUCAGAGGUUACGGGAGGAGAAUAAACAGUUUAAGGAAGAAGAUGGACUGCGGAUGAGGAAGGCACCGCAGACGAACAACCCAAUAUCUGCUUCUGCAGCUGCUGUCAAGGACGAAGGGCUCAGCUCCAGACUACUUGCUUUGGUGGUUUUGUUCUUUGUCUUUGGUGUAAUUAUAGGAAAAAUAGCCUUGUAGAGGCAGCAUGCUGGAAAAUGUAAAUUGGUUUGAUGGUUCUGCCAUAUCAUUGGAUUAAAUUUAUUCAUAACAAUGUUUAAAAAAAAAAAAUUAAUGUAUGACAUCUCACAGGUCUUGCCUUUAAAUUACCCCUGCACAAAUACUCUGUAACAUAAUCUAGAAAGUUUAAAAUGUACAAUGAGUGAAUGAACGAAAGAGAAUAUGCUUCAGCCAUGAAAGUGGGGAGAAAAUCAUGAUUUAACACUACAACGGAAUAUUGUAUAUGUCAUUUUAAACAUUCUUAGACCCUGGUACAUGUUGCUGGAUUACCUCUUUUUAAAAAAAAAAAAAGAAAAAAAAAAGGAAAAAUAGAAAAAACUGUCCCUCCACUGCUGGAGCUGGCCCUAUUGGAUGUUUGGAGCUGGGUUAGGCAGGAGGUGUUGAUAACUUCUGUAAAAUACGUUAAUCCACCAUUCUGCUCAUAAAUUUAACAGUUUCUGUCAGUGUCUUCAACUCUGUGCAAGUUACCAAUUUCUUGGCACUUAAAUGAAUAGUGAGAAGCUGAAAAGAAUUGUAUGUGGCAAUGCUGAAUGUGCUAGGCAUCAUUAAGAGGCAUAUAUUGACUGGUAUGACGCUCAUUUGGAAUAAAGGUCAAUGCCUUGUUCUCAUAAAGGGACCAAGCUACAUUGCUGUUGGUUCAUUUAGUUGAAUUAAAAUGUUAUUCAGAGAUGUUUAAUGCAUAUUUAACUUAUUUAAUGUAUUUCAUCUCAUGUUUCCUUAUUGUCACAAAAUUGACUAAUACUAUAUGGUAUGAAAAGGCACCUGUUUAAAGCCAGUGACUAGAACUAAAAAUUUGCUGCUGUAGUGAUGCGAGAUUCUUCUGCCUCCUGGUGUUUUGGGCACUACACAAUUGUUGGGAGUUUUGAUCAUCUGAGCAUUGGAGAAACAGUGGUCAGGAAACUGUUUUUGUAUGUAAAUAAGUCUAUCUAGGGGAAAAAAUAUUAGUAGUAAACUAGUCCUAUGCCGUAAAAGACCAAUCCUGUUUGACUAUGUAGCAUCUUAAAGAAAAAAAAAAAAAAAAAAGAAAAGAAAAAUUAAAUAAAGCCCCCAAAUUAAUGUUUCCUUUGUUACUUUUGUCAUGUUAUCACAGUUUUAGGGGGAGGGGGGGUGGAAACAGUAUUCUCCAUCAACUUAGUUUGUGUACGGCAUAAGAAAACUUGCAGCCUUGUUUCAGGAUGAAUUUUUUUUUUUUCCAGCCUAAUUUUAAAAUCAAUCCAAACAGCCCCAUCAUGAGCCUGAUAUACAUAAGUGUUGUUCAGAGUAACCGUGCUGACUGCUGAGGUGCAAGGUAACUUCCCAUUUUUCAGUUUAGUUGGGUACAGUAAAGAUGCUUGAUAGCAUGUUGAAAGUAAGGUUUUGUUUCUAAGCAUACUUUUAGUACAAAAUACAGAAACUCAAUGUGUUUUAACAUGUUGAACUUCAAUAGAUGAAGUAGGUUUUGAGCAGGUAAAUUCCCAUAUAUCCUUAGAUGGUAGAUCCAAAAACCAUUGGUGACAGAAGUUCUUGUAACACCUUUCAGGAUUCAGAAUAAGUCUUUUAAAAGUGACUUCUUCCAUUCCUUUAUUAUGCCUAUGAUUUCUUGAGAAAGGUGUUUGGGCUGCAGCCUGUCUACUACUCUUGUUGACCUUUAUAUUUGUUCCACUUGUGUCUCAAGGGUUUCCUGCUUUGCAAGUGCAAAUAAGUGAAAUUUUCUGUAAGGUUUAAUAAGAAAAUAGGGGGAGAAAAUCUUAACUGGUGUGUUCAGCUUACGAACACAACUCUGGGAGUACUUCUAGAAGAUUAAACAGAAAUGAGAGGUGUAUCUUUAGCAUUUUAAAUUGCUAGUGCCUUGUAUGCUCAGGAUAGGAGUGACAAAGCUAUUAAAGUCUGCCUGUAAAGGGCAGAGGAGAUGGGAGAUGAGCUGGAAAGAACGAAGCAGUGAGUUCAGUGUGACAAAUUGGGUAGAACUGAUCAAGAAGAAGAUACUUUCCAGGGAGAAGCAGCUAAUGAAAACUUCUACAUGAAACAUUUUAAAAGAACCUUUCCAGAAAGACAAGGUUCCAAGUGAUGUUGCAAAAUUAGUUUUCAUGGCUUUGAAGAAUAUAUUUGAGAAAACCCUUACUGAAGGGAGACUGAGCUAUGCAGUAUUUUUUAAGAGGCUGUAGAUAUCUUGAUCUCACUAAAAUAAAAAUGUGUAAUCAGAAGAGCUGAAUUCCUAACUUGCUUUAAAAAAAAAAAAGUUACUAACUUGUUUUGAGAGCCUUUUUUUCUGCUGAAAAACAGCCUCAAAAAAGUUUGGUUUAAAAAAAGAAAAAAGGCUGUCUUUGCAGGGUAAAGGGGGAGCAUCAAAGCUUUAAACUGGUCUCUUAUGAGUAUAUCUGUAGUAAUGUUCUAGGCAGAUUUUUACACACGCUGUUAGCUACCGCAGUUGACUUUGCUGGCACAGGCAGCUCCCAGAUGAAGGGGAAAGCCAGCAGAAUGUCUGCCCUCUUUCCAGUGGUCAGUAGUCACUGCUCAGUGAUCUGUGACAACUUGGAACUUUAAAUCAUUUGUGAGCAAAGUUGUUCUUGCUGUUUGCACUCCAGGAUUACAAAGAGGUCCCAGAAAACACUCUCGUGCUUUGCUGGAUGCCUUACAACCGCAUGAUCAAGGAGACCAACAAACAGAGGACCUUAGUUAAGGAUCUGUUGGUCCCAACCAUAGCCUGCAGUUGGGGCUGACCCACACCAUCAGUCCUAAACAAGACUGUUAAUUUAACUGCUUUUAUUUUGGAAUUUAACCAAAUUCUGAGGUCUUUCCUAACCAUUUCUGACAACAGCCUGAAUAGACAGUAGCACCAAAUUGUCUGGCUAAUGCUUUGCUUUUGCUGAGCUUAAAAUAAAAUGACCGAUCAGUGGAAUCCUUACUACCUGUCUGUUUGACCAGACCCUUCUUUCAUAUGCCGUAGAAAGAAACCUAAGGAUGUUUUUUUCUCCCAAGGUUCCUAAAAGGCCAGUCUGUAGAUACAUUGCAAAAAUAUAUUGGAUGGGUGUUCUUAAGCCACCUGGAUCUUUCGGAAGUUGUUCCUUACAUGGUGACACCAGAGCAAAUGUUUUCAUGAAGUAUUCAUAGAAAGUGACUUAUUCUAGAGGGCAUUGUAUAUUUUAGGAAGUUAUGCAUGAAACAUAGAGUUUCUAAAUAAGAUUAUUGUCUGGUGUCCUCACACACCACCAGAUAUUAGAAAACUGUAACUGAUACAUGAUCGUAGAAAUCAAGUUAUUACUUAAUCUAAUUAUUGUCCUUACUGUUAUUUUAGGAUGCCCACUUGCAUAUACAUUUAUUGUUAAUUUUUGUGAGAGCCAGUAGAGGCUGCUUGGGUAGUUCUUCAUUUUGUGGAGCUUUACACUCCUGUCUGCACUCUUCGGGCAAAUUUGGUACAAAUAGGUAUCUAAAAUGUCUUGAAGCCUAGUACUGGGAAAUGAAUGGAAAAUGGUUUCUACUAUUUUCAUGUAGUUAUCCACACCUUAAAGUAAAUAUUCCAUGCAUGAAUGAUCAUAACUAUUGCUCCGCGUUGGCAGUUGUCAGCUGUGAAUGCACAAGUGGAACAAUUGCAUAUGCCAGCUAGGCACCCGGUUUCAAGUUCCUGUUGAAUAGCCUUAAGGGUUGAAGAGCAGGAUAAUGCCAUGUGUGUCCUGUGGAGAGGGAUUGAUGUACCAUAAUGUAAUUUUCUAAAAAUACGGGAUUGUAAUAGCUUGAUGGUGGUAUUCCAUGUUACUUUUUUGUCCUGAAAUGCUGUUAGUGGGAUAAAGUUGGAACCUCACUUUGCAAAUCGCUAGAGUUUCUUCUCACCAAUAAACUAUAAAGGGUUUCUAUUCGCUGCACAUGUCAACUUGCAAUUCUUAUUAUAAUCUUGACUUAGCAGAUAGCAGAUUUACAUAGUGGUGUGCACACAAAAAUGGAUUGUUAAUGUCUUAAGAUACUUGAUGUUGCAAUUGCCUAAUGAAAGAAAACUGUGUCAUCCCUUUUCUUUGGAAAACGUGUAUGACGCUUUCAUCUCUUCAUCGGAACGCUUCCUUAAUUCUCGGGCACAACAGUGACUUAACUGUAGUAUUCUCAGUUUUUGAAACCAUACUUCUCUUGCUCUACGUGAUGUCCUGAAAUGCCAUAUCCUGAGUUCUGUUUUCUAUAUAAAGUAACUCAGAAAAAAACACAAUCAAAGUUCCCUCUGUUUGAAAUUAAAGAACAUGUGAAACAAGCACUCUGAACUUGAUGUUUGUCGUGGCUGGGUUACAGCUGCAAUAGAACUUCACAGCAGCGCUGGAGCAGCCUGGGGUCCAAGAGACGCUUUUUCAUUGUUUGAAAAUGGGUUAAUAUCCAUUACUCACAUCCUCUAGUGAGCAAGUUGAGAAGGGACAGGUGGUGAGUGAAUUUCAGUGUGCAUAUUUGAGAUUUUUUUUUUUUUUUUUUUUUUGAGUCAAACACUAAUACAAAAAGAAGAAAGAAAUCUGUACAGGGGUGAGACUGGUUCAGUACCGUAUGCGGUACUACAAAUUUAAUUUACUAAUUAGAAAAUACUUGUAUAAACCGAUGUUCAGGCAUUUUAGAAAGAAAAGCAACUACUGAGGAAAGCUGCUUGUUCAUAUAGUGAAACCUAGCAGUUCUCUAGAUACCCUUCAUUAAAAGAUGACAAUGGGGUACAAUGCCAGUAUAAAUCAUCUGUUACAGUUAGAUAAAUAGUGGGAUUUAUUGUUCAAGCAGGGCAAUGCUGAUCCUUUGACCAUGUCCAAUUAAGAUUUCUUUGCAUUAUGCCGACAGCUUCGCGUGUACCGAAUCACUUUGUCUAACGGGUGUCAGUGCAAAAGUGACAUUGCUCAUUGUGUUGGUGUUAUGUUGAUUAGCUUCCGAGGACAAAGUAAUUGUGUGUUUCCACGACUCGGAUCUGCUUAAAUAUAAAUUUUGUUUGUUUUAUUAAUGGAUUGAUUUUUUUUUUUUUACUGGAUAAAUGUAGAUUGUUUUUUAAAAUAACACAGGAGCCAGCCAGAAAUCUCUUACAUCUAAUACUCUAGUAAGCAUGCACUUGCAUACUUCUAAAAUGACUGUAUACCUGUCAUUUACUCCACCGUUUCCUGUGGCUUCAUUUCCUUUUACAGAACUGCUUUCACAUUUAUACUUUGAAGAGCAGAACUUUUACUAAACUUCCACAUAGACCUUUUUGCCUCCCAGUCCAGGCCUUAGUUUGUCCUGAAGCUCCUGCGUGAGUGAAAACUACAAAAAGGAACGGGGAGUCUACGAGUGCAGAAACAAGGCUGCUUUUCCUUGAAGCAAACUUGAACUUUGGAUCUUUCCUCCUAUGGUCUGUCAUUAGAAAAUGGCCUUUUCCAGAUGGCAAAACAAAAGAAGUUAAGAAAACAAAUGAAUUAAGAAGAAUUAAUUGAAGCCGCAUAUUACAAGUUGACAUUAUACAUCUGGCAUUUCUGUUUAUGUUUCUGCAUCAGUACAUUUCAUUCCUAUUUAAUAAGUUCCUAAUUUUGUGGGGUUCUUUUUUUCAAGAUUUCGAAGUGCAUAUGAAGGACAGCCUGUAGUAAAGUAUUGUUCCCAGUUUAGCUGUACUUCAUUUUUUUAAUCAAAUCUUUUUCUUCAGUGGAUAAACUCACAAGAUUAGAAAAGCCUCUUGAACUCCCUCAUGUUUGAGUUGGCAGAAUUCCCACACACAAUUAUCCACACACAACUACUUUUAAAAGACCUUUAUUAAGGCCGUACAAAGUCAAGCACUCAGAAGUUAGGAAAUGGCAAAACCAAGUUUCUGCACGGUUAGUUUGGCCAAUUUUUGUGAGUAUGUUGCAGUAUCUGAUCAAGCCUUCGGUAAAAGUGAGCUAAGGCUGCCCAGGUGGCAUCUAAAACUGCCCAAAUUUGUGUGCCUGACCACAUAUAAUCUUAAAUUCUCUUAAGAUACAUAUAAUUCAGUUUUUAAAAGUUGAACUUAAAAAAUGCCAUCAUGGUAUUGCUUGUAACCCGUGUGUGUGUCAGGAUUUAAUCCUUUACAUUGUGCGUAUGGACACCCGUUCCUGACCUAAGCACCUAUGCAGCGGUGGAGCAGAGCUGAAGCAGCAGGUUUCGUUUUCCUAUUUCAUGGGCAGGCCACACGCAAGCGCGAUUGGAGCCACGAAUUUUUGCUUUAGUUCUGAGCCCAAAAGAGUGUUUCCAUGAAGGCUGCAGACUCUCCAGCCCAAUUUCUUUCCUGAUCAGUUCUGCCUGAGCUGUCAAAUCCCACUCCAUUCCCUCCCUCAGCCCUUUGGUUCAAUCAAGAGCCAUCCUUGUUCCUUCACUGCUCCUCAGCAAAGGCACCGAUGUUCAGCCCAGCCCAACCUUUAAACAAGUUUUCUUCUCUGCUGCCUAUUUAUUUUCCAUCUCAGUCUCUUUCUUCCCAUUGCCCUUCCAGUCUUGCUCUUCCCUGACUUUGGGCCACAGGAGCGCUUCGUAGCAGAGCGCGCCCUUGACGUGCCUAACCCUGGACCUGGCUGCCUUUUCCCAUCCCAGGGAACCACUCGCCUUUCUGCUCCCUUUUUGAUGAAAUUUGUUCCUUCUUCCUCUUCACUCUGUGUAACGUUCGGAGCAAUGGAGCUUGUCAACCAUCUCCUUUCUGUCUCCAGCUUUUUUUCUGCUGUUUCAAUGCAGCAUAUUUAUCGGAAAUAGCACGCUUUUAUGUUCAGUGUGGAUUGUUUAUCAAAUGAAGCACUAGGUCAAUGCUGUUAAUAUCUCCAGAAGUGUUGUAAAACUCCCUUGUGUGUUUGUUUCAGGUCAAGAAUUGUUUGGGCAAUCUAGAACGCCAAAUACAUUCUAAGGUACUAUAAACAGGGGGGCAUGAAGGUGGCUAAUUGGAAAGAGAAGUCACUGUUAAUUGAGCUGUGAAGAGGCAGUGGCAGUCAGACUCAUGACUACGUCCAGCAAACUCAGCUCAUGCUUUAAAUUUUUGCGCCUGCUAGAGAAGCAGAAAAUUGCAAAGGCAACUUGUUUAAGUAGCUUAUGAUACUAAAGAAAGUACGAAAGACUGUCGUGCUCAGACAGUGCGCGAAGCUAGUAAAUGUAUUCAGAGUGUUUGAGAAGUAUUUUAUUUUUCUCUGCUUUUUGGAGUGGUUAAAAAAAUGAUUACACUUUUGAAAAGUAUUAUAUAAGAAGUGAACAGGAAGAGUUUUCCAAGACACAUGUGCCUCUUAUCAUUGACUUCCAGCUGGUACUAACCUGCCAGUGCAUCUGUUAGCCUGGCUUCUCUUCACAGGGACAAUAAAAAGGUAUAUAUUCAUUUUCAGUUGAAAGGAAUCCAGUAGUAAGGGCUAACGUUUGUUGUCUACGUCCUAGACCUGUUUUUCUAAUGCAGUGUUAGACAUGAAACAUGAAGUUACUCCGUUUUGUCUUGUGUCAGAUAAAGAUAAAUGACUCGCAGGACUAGAAGUUGGUGGUUACUGUGGAAGCCUGAUUACAUUCAAGCUAGGCGUACAGCCAUGCAAACCUCUAAUAAAUGUAAUUGGUGCUUCAGAAGGGCAUAGCUGAGCGAAUUUCAUAUCAAAUCUGGUAGUGAAGAAGAAAUUAGAUGGGAAACUGAAUUAGAAUUGGCAGUUUUCUAAGUGAAAGCUAUUAAAUGGCCAAAACCCCAACAAUUUUGCAGUCGAGAAGGGGGACGACUUUGGCUAACCGCCCAUCCUGUUUCAGUGAUGAAAUGAAGGGAAAAAUUAGAUGUAAAGUAAUAUAAAACAAAUAAGAAAAGGGGAAGCAGACAGCAAUCAACUCAAAAUGAGAGUUAUGAAGUGUAGAAAAUUAAUAAGGAAAGCAAUAGCCAAAGGAAAAUAAAAAUGUAUGGGUUGGAGUGCUUGGAGAGGGUGAUAAAGAGCUGAAGUUCAGAGGAAAUCUUUGCGGUAGGAUAAGGACCAUUACAAGACGCAGGUGGUAGAACUGCUAGUGGUGAUGUAAGAGAACUGGAAAGGUGAUGUCAUUCAUUAGCAAUGCCUAAUAUUAAAAAUUAACAUUUUAUAAUUCAGUAGGCCCUGUAUCAGUGUUUCUAAGGGAGAUGCCUUGGGCCGUCCGCCCUGCCGGCCAGAGGGGUGGCAAAAGGACGGGGGGGGGCGGGUGAAGUGCUUAACUAGCUUGACACUGCCAGGGAAGGGAUGGAAAAGGAGGUGAAUGUUACUGAGGGAGCACGAUGUAAAGUCGUUUCAUUCUGUCUUUGGUUUUCAGUUUUCUGUGGGAUUAGAGUGAACCAAGUGUAUCUGGGCCCCUGCAAAGCUCGGUGUUGCCUGACAAUUGCCCCUUCUGGAAGGUCCUUCAGAGAGAACCGUAGUGAAAUGGGAAGGGUUCUGCUGGGACCCGAUCCGAGUCAGUGGUUCCAGAUCACUGGUGAAAAUAGAUGUAAAAUUGGUACUGAUAAAAUGUUACCAGGACAAAAAUAUCCACACCCAGGACCAGAGUGAACAAGAGCUCCACGUGUUCCCAGUGCAGUCCCAGGGUGAAAGACUAAUGAAUAAGAAUGUGUUCUUGUUUUUAAUUACCGUUAGCAGUAAGUGAUUAUACUUCUGUAUGUCUCAGCUGUGAGAGUUGGGAAUUUCGGAUGCAAUUUGGAUAUUUACAUUUUAAAAGAGAAGCUGAGUAAUUGGAAUGGAUGCAAAAAAAAGAUUCAAAAAUUACCGGUGGAGCGUGAAAAUGCCUUAGAGGGGGCAAGAGGGAAACUCAGUUGGCUGAGUUUAUCUACCAAAAUUGAGAAUGUCUUGAUUACAGUGCACAAGUACCUUCACGGAUAGAAAAUACUGAACACUGCAGCUCUCUGAUCUUAAAAAGAGCAACACAACAAGAAUCACUGGCAAUCGAAGCCAGGCAAAUUCAAAUUGGAAAAAGGCACAAAUUCUUAAGAGAGAAUAACUGUGUAAUUUAGGAAUGUUUCUCCAAAAACU